CAAACCACACGUCAGUCAGGCUGUUCAGCCUGUAAGGAACACCAGCACGUCCUCCUGCGGUAACAGACAGAUCCAGUCCAAACCGAUUAAAGUGAAACUGAAUCUUCAGCAGCGUCGAUUCUGUGAAGAGAGGAUCAGAAACAGCGUUUGGAGAGAAGAACAGAGGAUUCAGUGUGAUCUGAAGGAAGAGAGAUGACCUCCAAAAUGAGUUUCUCUGAGGAACAGGACACACAGGAAGCUGAGAGACUGAAUCAGGGUAAGAGAUCAGACCCACCUGAACCCAGCUGUGUGUCCAUGAAGAGUGACCAGUCAAUGGGCAGAGAUAUAGAGUUCAGAGGUGAUAACAGAUCUACUAAGUUCAGACUGAAUCAGGGUAAGAGAUCUGACUCAUCUGCACCCAGCUGUGUGUCCAUAAAGAGUGACCAGUCAGAGGACAGAUUUAUAGAGUUCAGAGAUGGUCACAGAUCUACUGAGUUCAGAGGCAAAAAGGAGACACCAGAAGUGACCAGGAAAAGAAUGGAGUCCAUAUUCAAGGAGCUGGAGCACAAAGUCAUCUCUCUGGUAAAGAAACAGCUGAAGAGAUUUGUGAAGCUUCUGAAUCUGGAUUACCCAGCAUGCUCUGAGAGAGAGGUGGAGGAUGAGGAGGGUCAAAGUGUCAGAGAGGGGGCGCUGAAGAUCACACUGCACGUCCUGAGGAACAUGAACCAGACAGACCUCGCUAACACACUACAGAGCAAACUGGCUCCUUCCUGUCAUCAAAAGCUCAAAUCCACACUGAAGGAAAAAUUUAAAAACAUUAAUGAAGGAAUUUCAAAUCCUGGAACCUCAACACUUCUGAAGGAGAUCUACACAGAGCUGUACAUCACAGAGGGCGGGAGUGGAGAGUUCAAUAAUGAACAUGAGGUCAGACAGAUUGAAACAGCAUCCAGGAGACCAGCAACACAGGAGACGCCCAUCAAAUGCAACGACAUCUUUAAAGACAAACCCAUCAGAACUGUGCUGACUAAAGGAGUCGCUGGAAUUGGAAAAACAGUCUCUGUGCAGAAGUUCAUUCUUGACUGGGCUGAAGGAAAAGCCAAUCAGGAUGUUCUCUUCAUAUUUCCACUUCCUUUUAGAGAACUGAAUUUGAUAAAGAAGAAACUCAGUCUUUUAGCUCUUCUUCAUCAGUUUUUCACAGACAUAAAAGAAUUAAAAACAAGAGACUUUUAUGACUAUAAAGUCAUGUUCAUCUUUGAUGGUCUGGAUGAAUGUCGACUUCCUCUAGAUUUUCAGAACAAUGAGAGCGUAUUUGAUGUUAGACAGUCAGCCUCAGUGGAUGUGUUACUGACAAACCUCAUCAAGGGGAAUCUGCUUCCCUCAGCCCUCCUAUGGAUAACUACUCGACCAGCAGCAGCCAAUCAGAUCCCUCCUGACUGUAUUAACCAGGUAACAGAGGUACGAGGGUUCAGUGACCCUCAGAAAGAGGAAUACUUCAGGAAAAGGAUCAGUGAUCAGAGCCUUUCUGAAAGAAUCAUUACACACAUGAAAUCCUCAAGAAGCCUCUACAUCAUGUGCCACAUCCCAGUCUUCUGCUGGAUUGCAGCCACUGUUCUAGAGAGGAUGUUGGGUGAAGCAGAGAGUGGAGAGAUCCCCAAGACUCUGACUCAAAUGUUCACACACUUUCUGAUCUUUCAGAUCAAACACAGCAGCCAAAAGUACCACAGAAAAAGUGACAUUGAUCAUAAACAGACUAGAAAGAUGAUUCUGGCACUGGGAAACCUGGCUUUCCAACAGCUGGAAAAAAGAAACCUGAUCUUCUAUGAGGAAGACCUGAGAGAGUGUGGCAUUGAUGUCAGAGAAGUGUCAGUGUACUCAGGAGUGUGUACUCAGAUCUUCAGAGAGGAGUUUGGGCUGCACCUGGGGAAGGUUUUCAGCUUUGUACAUCUGAGUGUUCAGGAGUUUCUGGCUGCUUUAUAUGCAUUUCUUAACUUCAUCUCCAACAACACAAAUGUGCUGCUACAGCAAACCACUAGAUCUUCUGGUUUCUUUAAAAAGUUAACAAUGUCUGAUUUCCUCAAGAGUGCAGUGGACGAGGCCUUACAGAGUGAGAUUGGACACCUGGACCUUUUCCUCCGCUUCCUUCUGGGCCUCUUAAUGGAGUCCAAUCAGACCCUUUUACGAGGCCUAAUGACACAGACAGGAAACAGCUCUUACAGUGAAGAGGAAAUAGUCAAGUACAUCAAGGAGAAGAUCAGGGAGAAUCCCUCUCCAGAGAAAACAAUCAGUCUGUUCCACUGUCUGAAUGAACUGAAUGAUCAUUCUCUAGUGCAGGAAGUUCAAACAUACUUGAACAGAGGAGGUUCCAGGGGUCUCAGUGGUGCUGAGCUCUCUCCUGCUCAGUGGUCAGCUGUGGCGUUUGUGAUGCUGAAUUCAGAAGAGGAGCUGGAUGAGUUUGACCUUAGUAAAUUUGAUCCAUCAGAGGAAUGUCUUCUGAGGCUUCUGCCAGUGGCCAAAGCAUCCAGAAAAGUUGUACUGGAAUGUUGCAGUAUUACAGAAGAAGGCUGUGCUGCUCUCGUUUCAGCUCUAAAAUCAAAGCCCUCACUCCUCAGAGAGCUGAAUCUGAACUACAAUAAACCAGGAGAGUCAGGAGUGAAGCUGCUGUCUGAUCUACUGAAGGAUCCACACUGUAAACUAGAGAAACUACAGCUGGAACUCUGCAGUAUUACAGAGGAAGGCUGUGCUGCUCUGGUUUCAGCUCUGAAAUCAAACUCCUCACACCUGAGAGAGCUGAAUCUGAACUACAAUAAACUAGGAGAGUCAGGAGUGAAGCUGCUCUCUGAUUUACAGAAGGAUCCACAUUGUAAACUGGAGAAAAUACAGAUCUGCAACUCUUCGCAAUUAAGUAAGCUGAAUCUAAAUGAGAAAAAAAUUGGAGACUCAGGAGUGAAGCUGCUCUCUGAUCUACUGGAAGAUCCACACUGUAAGAUGAAGAAACUAGAUCUGUCUGGCUGCAGUAUUACAGAGGAAGGUUGUGCUGCUCUGGUUUCAGCUCUGAAAUCAAACCCCUCACAUCUGAGAGAGCUGAAUCUGAACUACAAUAAACCAGAAGAGUCAGGAGUGAAGCUGCUCUCUGAUCUACUGAAGGAUCCACAAUGUAAACUGGAGAAACUACAUCUGUCUGACUGCAGUAUUACAGAGGAAGGCUGUGCUGCUCUGGUUUCAGCUCUGAAAUCAAACCCUUCACACCUCAGAGAGCUGAAUCUGAACAGCAGUAAUCCAGGAGAGUCAGGAGUGAAGCUGCUCUCUGAUCUACUGGAGGAUCCACACUGUAAACUGGAGACACUACAUCUGUCUGACUGCAGUAUUACAGAGGAAGGCUGUGCUGCUCUGGUUUCAGCUCUGAAAUCAAACCCUUCACACCUCAGAGAGCUGAAUCUGAACAGCAGUAAACCAGGAGAGUCAGGAGUGAAGCUGCUCUCUGAUCUACUGGAGGAUCCACACUGUAAACUGGAGAAACUACAUCUGUCUGACUGCAGUAUUACAGAAGAAGGCUGUGCUGCUCUGGUUUCAGCUCUGAAAUCAAACCCCUCACACCUCAGAGAGCUUAAUUUAAACAACAAUAAACCAAGAAGGUCAGGAGUGAAGCUGCUCUCUGAUCUACUGAAGGAUCCACACUGUAAACUGGAGAAACUACAGCUGUGGGGUUGUGAUCUCACAGAGAGAAGCUGUGCAGUUCUUUCCUCAGCUAUCAUGUCAAACUCCUCAAGUCUGAGAGAACUGGACCUGGGUUUUAAUAAACUGCAGGAUUCAGGAGUGAAGCUGCUCUCUGCUGGACUGAAAAGUCCACACUGUAAACUGGAGGCACUGGGGCUGUGUUACUGUGAUCUCACAGAGAAAAGUUGUGCAGAUCUGUCCUCAGCUCUCAGCUCAAACUCCUCAAGUCUGAGAGAACUGGACCUGGGUUACAAUAAACUGCAGGAUUCAGGAGUGAAGCUGCUCUCUGCUGGACUGAAGAAUCCACACUGUAAACUGGAGAUACUGAAUCUGUAUAACUGCAGUAUUACAGAGGAAGGCUGUGCUGCUCUGGUUUUGGCUCUGAAAUCAAACCCCUCACACCUGAGAGAGCUGAAUCUGAGCUCCAAUAAACCAGGAGAGUCAGGAGUGAAGUUGCUCUCUGAUCUACUGGAGGAUCCACACUGUAAACUGGAGAAACUACACAUCAAAACACACACCUGACCUGGUCUGAGUCUCACACACACUGGGGGUUAUGAGGAGAGGAUGAAGUCUUAUAGAACACACACACACACACACACACACACACACACACACACACACAGUGUGUGAUCCUACAUGGUAAUCUGUGUGUUUUCGGGUCUUUAUUGGUCAAAUAUGUGAACACAGCUGCAGCACAGAGCUGUGUGCUCUCCCCUUGACAUCACUUCCUGUUUACCAGUGACCGCACCUCCAGCGUCCUGUCCGUCAAACUCCUCCCGUUUGAGGACGAGCCCACAUUGGUGAUGAGAGCGCGUACAGGAGGAGGAGAAGAGCCUGGUGUUCUGAUAACAACGUGAGGUCGACACUCAAACCAGUGGAAAUGUUGAUAGACUUUAAUAAACUCCCUCUAGAAAUCAACACUGGAGUCACGAGAGUGGAGGAGAUCUUCAAGAUCAUGAAGACACCAUCUCAGACACACACUCACAGAUAUGAGAGCACAGAGAGGCUCCUGAAGAGCAGCUGAAUGAGCUGAAACUCUGCUGCUUCCUGUGUUGUAUUAGUGUGAAGUUUCUGAGAUCAGGAUUUUGCUUUCAUGAUGUUUUUACUACAUUUAAACAGUCAG
Colossoma macropomum (tambaqui) is the source of this 4816-nucleotide messenger RNA. Its product is annotated as NACHT, LRR and PYD domains-containing protein 12-like. The transcript has 18 exons. Lineage: Eukaryota; Metazoa; Chordata; Actinopteri; Characiformes; Serrasalmidae. Gene Ontology annotation, molecular function: protein binding. The coding region runs from base 193 to 4215 and encodes 1340 amino acids. The record is from RefSeq and is a predicted model, not a curated record.